Oncorhynchus mykiss (rainbow trout) is the source of this 2499-nucleotide messenger RNA. Its product is annotated as NEDD8-conjugating enzyme UBE2F. The record is from RefSeq and is a predicted model, not a curated record. Lineage: Eukaryota; Metazoa; Chordata; Actinopteri; Salmoniformes; Salmonidae.
UAACGGAACAAUCCCUGCACUUCCGUUAAUGACACCGGCAGCGGAGUUGUUACAACUGAUUGUCAGCUUUUUUACAUUUCAGUAUUAACAUUUCUCAUUAUAUAUUUGAGAGGUUGUUUGGCGACGGAAAUUCAGUUUUAAUCUGUCGCUGCAGGUGCAGCAAGAGGCUUGAUUCCGAGUGUCGUUGAUUAUGGUGUAGAGGGAGCGUUUCUCUGAGACAGCAGAGAGAGCGUAGGGUAGCCAUGCUGACGUUGGCCAGUAAACUGAAGAGGGACGAGGGGGUGAAGACUGGCAGGGCCCCUGGGGGCCCCUCCGACUCCUCUCACAGAGUCUCUAUCAGGGACCGGCUGCUCAUCAAAGAAGUUGCAGAACUUGAAGCCAACCUUCCUAGUACGUGUAAAGCCAGCUUCCCUGAUGAGAACAAGCUACAUCACUUUCAGCUGGCUGUCUCUCCAGAUGAAGGCUACUAUCAGAGUGGAAAAUUCCAGUUUGAAAUAAACGUCCCUGAAGCUUACAACAUGGUGCCUCCCAAAGUGAAAUGUCAGACCAGAAUAUGGCACCCCAACAUCGCUGAGACAGGGGAGAUCUGUUUGAGUUUGUUGCGGGAGCACUCUAUCGACGGCACUGGCUGGGCCCCUACGAGAACAUUAAAGGAUGUAGUCUGGGGAUUGAACUCCUUGUUUACCGAUCUACUGAACUUCGAUGACCCAUUGAACAUCGACGCGGCCGAGCAUCAUCUGCGCGAUAAGGAGGAUUUCCGUAAUAAGGUUCAAGAUUACAUCAAGCACUAUGCCAGAUGAUGACUGCGUCAGCUGCGCCGGCUGCCUGCAACCCCCCCUUUCUUCGACUGCGCAGCUGAACCCCGCCCCCUAACGUCUCGUCAACCAACCAACCGCUGCACAUUGCUGACACGCCCUGACUGCAAUACAAUGACGCUGAAAGAAAAAAAAAGAUUUACAAGAAAAAUUGUUUUUUAAAAGUUUGAGGGAUUAUGCUUUAAUUGCCCUGAGUGGCCUAGAGUAAUCAUGCUGCGUCACCGCAGGGAUUGUCCAAUGACGGGGCCUCUCUGUGUGUCUGAGCCAAUAAUAGUGAGCGCAUGUGGCAGUGAGGACCCGGGAUUUAACCAAUCCACUUAGCUGUUAUUUAGGAAUUGACGAAUCAAAGAGAAAGAUUCUGUUAGUGUUUCUCAGUUCUAGUGCCUGCCAUGUCUGGUUGCAAAGAAAAUGCACACACACACAAUCCCUUCACACACAUUGAAAAGCAAACGCACUCAACUAGUUACUCACAACACACAGCACUUGGUUGUGCAUGCACACCCACCCAGCCACACAGAAACACACACAGCUGGAAAAACAACAUCUCUGUUAUGUCACUCAUUCAAGGCCUGCACUCCCCCGCCCACACCCACCUCAUCAGACAGCAUGUGAAUGACAAGUGCCACCGACCCAGUCAGUCCCCAUUCUGUUGUCCACUUUACUCAGCGUACGUCUGAAAUGGCACCCCUUUAUAUUGCCCUACUUUUAACAAGAGCCCUAUAGGCCCUGGUCAGAAGUAGUGCACUACAUAGGGAAUAGGGUACCACUUCAGACACUCCCACUUUCUGUCUGUUCUGUUCACUCAUCCACAGGGGGAACACAAUUUACCGGUGCCCCAGACACACUGUAACACUGUCCAGAUCAAGCUCCUAGGAAAAGACUCCAGCUGUACCACAGUACAAGUUCUACCACCACACCUGAACCUUGACCUUAUCUCAGCUCCCCUGACCUCUGGGGAAGCCAAGCGUAGAGGGCACUGUGCCUCUGAUAGUCUGUCUGUCUUGCUCCAUCCCUCCAUCCUGACGUUUCUCCUUCCACUCUCUUAGGCCCCACCACCCUCAUGCAUUCUCCUCUGCCCCCAUGGAGGUAGAGGGAAUACGAGGGCUCUCUUCUCUGCUAGGUUGUGUAUGAGAGUCCUCUGUUUUGAGGCAAGUGAGUGGGGUCUCCUCUGUAUGCAUGUCCUCAUGUGUCUGAAUGUCCCCCUGUGUGUGUGUGUGUGUGUGUGUGUGUGUGUGUGUGUGUGUGUGUGUGUGUGUGUGUGUGUCUGAGAGAUAUGUAGAUCUUUGAGUGUGUGGGUUUGUUGCUUCGCUUUGCCUGGGCUGGCUUUGUGCCUGUAUGUGUGCAUAUUGGAACGUUAGAUUCAGUGUCAUCACUGUAUUAAAAAAUUGUAUUCACAUGUUUGCAUGAGGCAAAAUGUAUGUGGCCAGGAGGUGGUGUAUUUUACAGUAGGUAUGUUAGAAGUGUGUGUGUGUGUUCAAAUGGACAGGGGUUCAUGUGACUUGUUUUUAGCAUGCUCUGGUUCCUAGCCCCACACUCCUUAUUUUACUGGUCCAGCUAGCCUAAUUCUCUGUGGGGCUCGGGAGGGUCUGUCUGUUCCUCAGUUUAAAUCCUCCUUUUUUUUUCUCAGAUUGUAUAUCCAUUUUUUAAGAUAUAUUAAAGAGGAUAUAAUAAGGAAAAACAUGUA